UAAUAUAUUUUCUAAAAAUUAGACCGUAAGCAUGUGAAUCUCCGAACGCCCGCCAACGAUGACGCCAGCCCGGAGGCCCUGGCUCGACGAUGGGGGCGACAGCACCCAGCACCUUGCGCGGACUUACCGUCUUCAUUCAUGAAAAAAUGAAAAGAAGUUCUCUUGCCGUACGUGCCUAAGCCAAUCCCCGAGGCUCAUGUUCGUUACCUUGCUAGUUGUGAUCGCGUUGCUUUGUUGCCAGUUUCAGAUCCGGCUGUUCCUGUUCCAACCUUUCGGGCUGAGACCAGGGACUUGAGAAGCGCACAAAAGGAGUCUUCUUCGCAGAGAUUUCGAGGGUUGUAGUUUAUCGCUUCCAUAAUUUUGUGAGAUCACCGAAACUCCCAUCUUUCUCAUACUUACCCUCUGCUCCUACCAGAAACCAUUGGGUAAGGAUUUACGGAAGUGCAUUUUGCCAUUUGGCAGGAUUUAGCCAAAGUCCUGCUUAAUACCGGCUACCAAACAUCCCCUUACGAAAUGAAGAGCUGGGGGAGGAGAGGAGCGAGGCAACCGAAGCAGCUUGGCGUUGGACUGAGGGGGAUGGUGGGGCGGUUGUCUGUAGCGAUGCUUGUUCUUUUCAUAUGCACCGUCUUGCUUUUCUCCAGGAUCUGGCGUUCAAGUCCUUCCACUCGUGUGCAGGAUAUUGAUAUUAAUAAGCUUUGGAGCACUGCUUCUGCUGCUGGUUGGAGACCAUCAUCUGCUCCCCGGUCUUAUUGGCCUUCCCCUCCAACUGAGAGCAAUGGCUAUUUGAGAGUUCGUUGUAAUGGUGGUUUAAAUCAGCAACGCACUGCGAUAUGCAAUGCCGUUCUUGCAGCACGUAUCAUGAAUGCUACACUUGUGUUACCGGAGUUGGAUACCAAUUCUUUUUGGCAUGAUGAAAGUGGUUUUCCAGGUAUAUAUGAUGUUGAACAUUUCAUUAAUACUUUACGUUAUGAUGUUCGCAUUGUUGGAGCGCUUCCUGAAAUCAACUCUCAUGGGAAGAUCAAGAAGUUGAAAGCUUUUCAGAUUCGUCCACCGAGAGACGCUCCUUUGAAAUGGUAUACUACAGACGCUUUAAAAAAGAUGAAGGAGCAUGGUGCAAUUUAUCUUACUCCUUUUUCACAUCGGCUGGCAGAAGAGAUCGAUAAUCCUGAACUCCAGAGGUUAAGAUGCAGAGUGAACUAUCAUGCACUAAGAUUCAAGCCAGACAUUAUGAAAUUGAGCCAUGAUAUAGUUAAUAAACUCCGAACGCAGGGGCAUUUCAUGUCAAUACACCUCCGCUUUGAAAUGGAUAUGCUUGCAUUCGCAGGGUGCCUGGAUAUAUUUUCAACUGAAGAACAAAAUAUCUUGAUGAAAUACCGAAAAGAAAAUUUUGCAGAAAAGAAGCUUGUUUAUCGAGAGAGGAGGAUAAUUGGAAAGUGCCCAUUGACCCCAGAGGAGGUGGGUCUCAUCCUACGCGCCAUGGGAUUUGACAACUCCACUCGCAUCUACCUUGCUGCCGGUGAGCUUUUUGGUGGGGAUCGUUUCAUGAAGCCAUUCCGAUCUCUCUUCCCACACCUCAAGAAUCACAAUACAGUACUGGGCGCCCAGAAGCUCGAAGAUAGCCCCCAGGGACUCCUUGGCGCCGCUGUGGACUACAUGGUCUGUCUCCUCUCCGAUAUUUUCAUGCCUACCUACGAUGGCCCCAGCAACUUUGCCAACAAUCUCUUAGGGCACCGUCUCUACUAUGGUUUCCGCACGACAAUCCAGCCCGACAGAAAAGCAUUGGCUCCCAUCUUUAUCGACAGGGAAGAGGGUCGAAAUACUGAUUUUGAGGGACGUGUUCGUCGAGUAAUGUUCAAUUCGAAGAUAGGGGGACCUCAUCGACGAGUUCAUCCAGAGUCUUUCUACACUAAUUCUUUUCCUGAGUGCUUCUGCAAAAUAUCGCCUCAGAACCCCGCCGAUGGAUGCCCGCCUGAUAACAUACUACGAGUUCUGGAAGAUCGGUUGCGGAGUGAAGCGGGCAAUGAGGUGGAAACCGGUAAGAGUCCCAAUAACACAGUUUUAGCGGAGUAGAGAUUGAAAUUAGUAAUGCGGAUUACCAAAUUUUUCAUUGAUUAAUAUCGGUUGAGCGAGGCUUUCUCGCAUGUAGAUUUAUCCUAGGAUACAUAAAGAUAAAAGCUAGUAUCGAUACCGCUUGUGUGCGAAUACGUUGGGAAAAAUGUUGAUUUGAAUUGCUGUAAGAAAAAGAAAAAGAUUGAUUGGAAGGUUUAUUUGUAAAAAAUGAGAACAAAGUUUUUGUGUUCUAUCUGGUGCAAGAGUUUAAGCUCUACUAACUAUCAUGGUUAACUGGAAGGGCUAACAGGCUCUUCCUGAGUAUAAAAGGUAACCAACCAGGGGUACUCCUGGCCCCCAAUUGAAGAUUAAAGGGAAAAAGGACUAACAAUUUGUUUUUUACAGAAAUGUAUGUAUUUAAAGUUUGAAUCUCU
This is a messenger RNA of Phalaenopsis equestris, 2483 nucleotides long. RefSeq lists its product as uncharacterized. Lineage: Eukaryota; Viridiplantae; Streptophyta; Magnoliopsida; Asparagales; Orchidaceae. The transcript is spliced from 10 exons. The coding region runs from base 514 to 2070 and encodes 518 amino acids. The record is from RefSeq and is a predicted model, not a curated record. Gene Ontology annotation, cellular component: cytoplasm; endosome; trans-Golgi network.